AUGGCUAGUAGUUCUCGAGCUGCUGCUAAUAUUGCUACCAACGAGGGUGUUAUCAUUUCUUCCGCCCUUGACAAUAGAGAAAAAACGCCCCCCGUGGUCAAUGAGAUGGAGGAGUCAAACCAUGAGAUAGCGUGUGAAGCAUUGAAGAAAGUAACCCGCAAUGUCAAAUUCAUGGAUUCCUUAAUUAAAAAUCCAGCCGCGACGUAUCAACAGUUGAUAGAUAAAGCUCAGAAGUGUAUUAGGCUGGAUGAUGAAAUCCAAGCGUUAAAAGAAGACAAGAUGGCAACUCAAAAGCAAAAUCAAAGGUCCAAGAGGCAAGGACAUGAAGGAGAUCAUAGGAGUUAUAUCAUCUCUCGAAGGAGGAAUGAUCAAAAUAAGUAUAAGAAUUAUACUCCGUUAAACGACUCACGAAUUUGUAUUUUGAUGUGGAUCAGGAAAAAAGAUAUAGAAAUCAGGUGGUUGUCUAAGCUCAACCUCGAGAAAGCAGAGAAACGAGAUAGAACAAAGUAUUUUCGCUUCCACAAAGAUUGUGGUCAUACGAUAGAAGAAUGUCAGCAACUAAUGAUGAGAUUAAGAGGCUGA
Manihot esculenta (cassava) is the source of this 582-nucleotide messenger RNA. RefSeq lists its product as uncharacterized. The transcript has 2 exons. Bases 1 to 582 code for a protein of 193 amino acids. Lineage: Eukaryota; Viridiplantae; Streptophyta; Magnoliopsida; Malpighiales; Euphorbiaceae. The record is from RefSeq and is a predicted model, not a curated record.